AUGGAGCGGAGGCUGUCGGCGGUGUCCAGGCGGUCCGCGCCGUCGCCCAUCCAGCAGCUGUCCCACCUGGCGCAGCGCGUCGGCGCCGUCAACCUCGCCGAGGGCUUCCCCGACUUCCCCGCGCCGCCCCACGUCAAGGCCGCCGCUGCCGCCGCCAUCGCCGCGGACCUCAACCAGUACAGGUUCCUUCGCCACGACACCUCCUCCUCCUCCUCUAGCGCAGUAGGCAUAAUCGACCAAGGAGAUGAAGUUUUGCUCUUCGAUCCUGCUUAUGAAACGUAUGAGACAUGCAUUGAGCUAGCUCGAGGCGUCCCUGUGUAUGUGCCAUUGGAUCCACCUUCUUGGACUCUGAACGAAGACAGUUUUCUGAAAUCUUUUACAAGUCGGACCAAGGCAGUGGUCUUGAACAGCCCGCACAAUCCAACAGGGAAGGUCUUCAGCAAAGAGGAGUUGCUUAUUAUCUCCCAGGCUUGUCAGAAAAUGGACUGCUUUGCGAUAACUGAUGAGGUUUAUGAGUAUAUUACUUACGAUGCGAACAAGCAUAUCUCACUGGCUUCUCUUCCAGGGAUGCAAGAGAGGACCAUCAUCACAUCCUCACUGUCAAAAACUUACAGUGUAACCGGUUGGAGACUCGGUUGGGCUUGUGCAGCAGCAAGCAUCGCCUCAGCUAUUAGAAAUAUCCACAUAAAAUUAACAGAUUCAGCUCCUGCACCAUUCCAAGAAGCUGCGUUGAUUGCAUUAACAAGCACAGCAGAUUACUACACAUCCCUGAAAAAAGACUAUGAGGAGAAAAGAGACUUCAUCCUUCAGUUGCUGAAAGACUUCGGCUUCAAAAUCAGCUUCAAGCCACAAGGUUCAGUAUUUGCGUUUGCUGAGCUGCCAAGGUCCUGUCAACUUUCAGAUAUAGAAUUUGUGACGAAGUUGAUCAACGAUGCUGGUGUGGCUGCCGUGCCUGGCCGUGGGUUCUUCCACAAGACGUUUGACGGUGAAAGCUACUGUCACCGGUAUGUCAGGUUUGCAUUCUGCAAAGGCGAUGACACACUGAAGGCUGCUGCCAUGAAGAUGAGGAAGCUGGCAAGCAGGCAGGGAGAACCAUGGCUUACUGGCUGA
Messenger RNA from Miscanthus lutarioriparius, 1110 nucleotides. The record is from the annotation of a GenBank genome assembly. Lineage: Eukaryota; Viridiplantae; Streptophyta; Magnoliopsida; Poales; Poaceae.